Messenger RNA from Tinamus guttatus (white-throated tinamou), 988 nucleotides. RefSeq names its product derlin 1 (gene DERL1). Lineage: Eukaryota; Metazoa; Chordata; Aves; Tinamiformes; Tinamidae. The record is from RefSeq and is a predicted model, not a curated record.
GACCUGGGCGACUGGUUCCGGAGCAUCCCGCUGAUCACGCGCUACUGGUUUGCGGGCUCCAUCGCGGUGCCACUCAUCGGCAAGUUGGGCCUCGUCAGCCCCGUCUACCUUUUCCUCUGGCCCGACGCCUUCAUCAACCGCUUCCAGAUCUGGCGGCCAAUAACUGCAACUUUCUUCUUCCCAGUGGGACCUGGAACAGGAUUUCUUUAUUUGGUGAAUUUAUACUUCUUGUAUCAAUAUUCAUCACGGCUAGAAACAGGUGCUUUUGAUGGACGACCAGCAGAUUAUAUGUUCAUGCUUCUAUUUAAUUGGAUCUGCAUUGUUAUAACUGGCCUGGCAAUGGACAUGCAGUUGCUGAUGAUUCCUCUCAUCAUGUCUGUACUUUAUGUUUGGGCCCAGCUGAACAGGGACAUGAUUGUAUCAUUUUGGUUUGGGACAAGAUUUAAGGCCUGUUACCUGCCAUGGGUUAUUCUGGGAUUCAACUACAUCAUUGGUGGAUCGGUCAUCAAUGAGCUGAUAGGAAAUCUGGUCGGACACCUGUAUUUCUUCUUAAUGUUUAAAUAUCCAAUGGAUUUAGGAGGAAGGACUUUUCUGUCCACACCUCAGUUCUUGUACCGCUGGCUGCCCAAUAGAAGAGGAGGAGUGUCAGGGUUUGGUGUUCCCCCUGCAAGCAUGAGAAGAGCUGCUGAGGAUCAGCAAGGUGGUGGAAGACACAACUGGGGCCAAGGCUUCCGGCUAGGUGACCAGUGAAGACCUCCUGCCACCGACAGACAGCAAUUCUUUGGUUUCAAUAGCACGUAGGACCGAUCCUCCCUGGUACAGAGCGUGCUUAAGAAUGAGCUCUUUGUAGUAUUGUUGGAUUUAGCACGAUUAUUUUUUUCUGGUGCAAGACAAAAUUAAAAAUUCCAGAAGGGAAAAAUGUAGAUCUUGCUCCAGGUUAGCAGGUAGUAUUCAAUUUGAUUCUGCCAUUAAAAAAGCCUUCUUUGUA